Molecule: messenger RNA, 1491 nt
Organism: Papilio machaon (common yellow swallowtail)
Lineage: Eukaryota; Metazoa; Arthropoda; Insecta; Lepidoptera; Papilionidae
Gene: TfIIA-L
Product: transcription initiation factor IIA subunit 1
Exons: 1
Coding region: 314-1309 (331 amino acids)
Biological process (GO): transcription initiation at RNA polymerase II promoter; transcription by RNA polymerase II
Cellular component (GO): transcription factor TFIIA complex
Source: RefSeq, a predicted model, not a curated record
UUUUAGUCGUCAAUUGUCAAGCUUAAUGUUAAAUAGUUUUGUAAAAAUCUACUAUGAAGUGAUUAAACCUUUUCGUGAUUUUUUCUUAGUGCCCCUUAUCGACCUGCGAUUGUUAAGUAGAAUGUUUAAUUCUUACUACACAAUGGUUGUAUAGUCUCGAAUAUUGGUUGACAUUGAAUGUAAAGAUGUGAUUAGGAGCAACGAUCGCAACUUAUUUUCGCUUCAAUUAUCAUUUAAACAUUCGUUAUCUUCAUAUAUUACAAAUCAGAAAUUCCUUACAUUUAGUUUUCACAUAUUCAUACUACCAGCCAAGAUGACAAGUAGUCAACAGUCUGUUUUGAAACUGUACAAUACCGUGGUUGACGAUGUGAUCGCAGGGGUGCGAGAUUGCUUUUUGGACGAUGGUGUCGACGAGCAAGUCCUACAAGAAUUGAAGCAGUUGUGGAAGACAAAACUAACCUCGAGCGGGGCGAUGGACCCGCCUCAAGUUGACAAUUACCUGCCUCCGCAACCUCCUGUUCUUCAGAAUUUUCAAAAAGCUAAUGGUAAUAAUCUAAUUCCUAAAAGAGCUGAUACACACAUGCCACAACAGAGUUCAAGUCAGCAAAACAGCGGAGUGGGCCAUGCCGCUCCAGCUCCUACUGUUCCUGGUGCACAUCCUCAGCAUCAAGUUUUGGACCCCAACCACAAAGUGGCCGUGCAGCUGACACUGCCGCCACAGGCUGGAGUGCCAGGAUCUCAGGCACGCUCAUUUACUAUCCAAAUCCCUGCUGCAGCUCUUCAUGGGAACAAAUUACAUCAAGUUUUGACUGGAAAUAUAAUUAAUGCGACUGUUAAUCUACCACCACAAUUAGCUGCUACAUUGCUACAGCAACAUAUCACCUCUGCUCUAGCGGGGCAACAAAAUGAUUUUGAUGGAGGCGGAGGAGGCCGCAGCAAUGCUGCACCAUUUUCCUUAGAUGGUGCUAUGGAUUCCUCAGAUGAUGAAGGUUCUAAUGUAGGAGAUGGCUCAGAAGACGGUGGUGGUGAUGAUGACGAGGAUGAGGAAUCUGCUGAGGAACGUGCAGAAGAGGAGGAAGAAGAAAGAGAUGAAAGUGGUGGGGCGGAAGAGGAACCUUUAAACUCAGGAGACGAUGUCUCAGAUGAAGAGCCGGGAGACAUGUUUGACACCGACAAUGUAGUAGUUUGCCAGUACGACAAGAUAACCCGCAGUCGGAACAGGUGGAAGUUCUAUCUUAAGGAUGGUAUUAUGAAUUUAGGUGGAAAGGAUUUUGUUUUUCAAAAAGCCAAUGGUGAUGCAGAGUGGUGAAACUCUCAUUUCAGUUUUCCAUUAGUGUUUUGUAUCUUAAAAUAUGGUGUAAUUAUCUCUUGGAUGUUAUUGUUGUGAGGAUAUUGUAAAAAAAACUUGUGAUUUUGUGUCACAAAUGUAAAAAUGACUGACUUUAACCUAGAAAACUUAUAUCUGCACAUAAGUAAUUAAAACAUAUAUAG